ACCACCCCCCCCCCCUCCCCCCACCAUCUCCCUCCCUCCCACACCGAAAAGGCCGCGCGCGGCGACACUGUCUGAUCCAUCCCGCCUCCACGUUCGCCACGUGCGCGCCACCUCCCCCGCCGCGCGCCUCCGUCGGGAGCGAGCGAGAUCGCGAGCCCGCCGUUCGCAGGUCGAGGCAGCGAGUUGGAGGCGGGCAGGCCAUGGGGACGCUCGUCCGGCCAGGGCCCGCCGCCACCGCUGCGGGGGCCGCGUCGCCAAUCUCCAUCGCCUCCUCCUCGGCGCAAGCGGCGGCUGGCGGGGGACGCGCGUGGAGCUCGCGGCGUCGGGUGUCGGUGGCGGCCUUCCGGUCCCCGAGCCCGCAGGUUCUGGCGACGAGGUGGCGGCGGCGGAGAGAUACGGCUGUGCGCUCGGAUGCUGUAGCCGGUGGCGCGGCCGCCGCCGCAGCCGGGGAUUCCACGCAGGCGCUGUCGGACCUGCAAGUGGCUUCAAGAGUCAGAGGUGUUUGCUUCUAUUUGGUGACUGCAGUUGCAGCAAUCUUUUUGUUUGUAGCUAUGGUUGUGUUUCAUCCACUUGUGUUGCUAUUUGACCGGUACCGCAGAAGAGCGCAGCACUACAUUGCGAAGAUUUGGGCUACUUUGACGAUUUCCAUGUUCUACAAGCUUGAGGUUGAGGGAAUGGAGAAUCUACCUCCAAAUAGCAGCCCUGCUGUCUAUGUUGCUAACCAUCAGAGCUUCUUGGAUAUCUAUACCCUUCUAACUCUAGGGAGGUGCUUCAAGUUUAUAAGCAAGACCAGUAUCUUUAUGUUCCCUAUUAUAGGGUGGGCAAUGUAUCUCCUGGGUGUGAUUCCUCUGCGGCGUAUGGACAGCAGAAGCCAGCUGGAUUGUCUCAAACAGUGUGUGCACUUGGUUGGAAAAGGAGCUUCUGUAUUUUUCUUUCCCGAGGGGACUCGAAGUAGAGAUGGCAAGUUAGGUGUAUUUAAGCGAGGCGCAUUCAGUGUUGCCACAAAGACCGGUGCUCCUGUGAUACCUAUUACUCUUAUCGGGACUGGGAAAUUGAUGCCUUCUGGAAUGGAAGGCAUCCUCAAUUCAGGUUCAGUAAAGGUUAUUAUUCACCAACCUAUUCAAGGGAAUAAUGCAGAAACAUUAUGUUCCAAAGCAAGGAAUGUGAUAGCAGAUACUCUUCUUCUACAUGGUUAUGGAGUGCACUAAAGCAAUUGGGUGCUUUGGUCUAUUUCCAAGAAAACAUUCCAAGGCACAAGUACUUGAGGCAAAGCUUGUUGCCAGGUACUGAUGCUAACUGCCUACUCUGAUAUUGGAGAAGCUAGGCAAUAUUUGAUCUUCAGGAGUUCUGGUUGCUCUUUGUUGAAUAGUUUUGUUUAUGUUUUCUCACAAAAAAGUUUGUUUAUGCACUGUAAUUGCCCGAGAUCCUUCUAUGCUGAAGAUAUUUGAUGCUGUUCUCCACUGCAACACUAGAGUAGACCUUUGAAAAUAAUGGAACUGAUUGACACUGGAGGUGUACUUGCUCUUUGUCCUUC
Messenger RNA from Panicum hallii, 1534 nucleotides. Its product is annotated as 1-acyl-sn-glycerol-3-phosphate acyltransferase 1, chloroplastic-like. Gene Ontology annotation, molecular function: 1-acylglycerol-3-phosphate O-acyltransferase activity. The coding region runs from base 201 to 1208 and encodes 335 amino acids. Lineage: Eukaryota; Viridiplantae; Streptophyta; Magnoliopsida; Poales; Poaceae. Gene Ontology annotation, cellular component: membrane. Gene Ontology annotation, biological process: phosphatidic acid biosynthetic process. The transcript is spliced from 5 exons. The record is from RefSeq and is a predicted model, not a curated record.